Messenger RNA from Rhipicephalus sanguineus (brown dog tick), 726 nucleotides. RefSeq lists its product as uncharacterized. Lineage: Eukaryota; Metazoa; Arthropoda; Arachnida; Ixodida; Ixodidae. The transcript has a single exon. The coding region runs from base 1 to 726 and encodes 241 amino acids. The record is from RefSeq and is a predicted model, not a curated record.
AUGCAGCGAAUGUCUGACAACCCGUCGCCAGAACAACAGGGAGUGUCAUACCAGCCUCGUGAAAAAGGAUGUGAGAUGGACAACGGCACCACGGCGGAUUGCGAGUGGAAGGUGUCCCGUGUGGCAAUCAACCGAGCCAUGUCCAACAUUGGAGCCCAGAGCGCCGAAGGACUGGAUGAAAUUCUACCUGGGCUAGUGAAAAGGCUUGGACAGAAUGCAAGAGAGACCUUGGCGUCCAUCUUCACCGGCAUUAUUCAUGGUGACCCCAUCCGAGAGGACUGGCGCCGUGGCAAGGUGUGCCUGGUGCCCAAGAGGGGAGGCAACAGUGACCAACUGCACGAUUAUAGACCACUCACCGUCACCAGUGUGCUGUACAGACUUUUCACACAGGUCAUAAAGAGAUGGAUGAGUGGGUGGGCGGAAACGCAGGGACCACUUACUGAGCUGCAAAAUGGCUUCCGUCGGAAUCGGCGAGGAGAGGACAAUCUUUUUGUGCUCAUAAAGAGCAUCGAGAAGGCACGCAGGGAAUCGCGCGGGCUAAUCGCCUGCUUUCUAGACGUGGCCAAGGCGUACGAUAGCGUGCCACACGGACACCUUCUUUCUCGAAUGGAAGACCUCAAUAUGCCGCCUGUGUGGAUCGAACUACUGCGCCCACUCUACAUUGGCAACACAGUUGAAACCACCUUUGGUGGAACACGCACGCGCCCAGUAACAGUACAGCGGUGA